UGACGGACUACCAUGUCCGGCGACGGAAUUCGGUGACGGAGUUUUUUCGGUUAUCGGUCGCCGUUUUCGGACGACAGAGUUAGCAGUGCUUUGCGAUUUGAUUUAAGGAUUAUCCCAACGUCGCCGGUGAGGCAGAAACCUCUGACGAUGCCGAUCAGUGAAGACGAACUGGAACCCCUCGGCAUGCAGGAGCAACAUGGCGGCAGCACGAUGUCGAAGGCGGAGCUCAGGAAAACCCACAAGCCGAUCAUGGAGAAACGUAGACGCGCUCGGAUAAACAACUGCCUCAACGAGAUCAAGCACCUGAUCUUGGAAGCCAUGAAUAAAGACCCCGCCCGUCACUCCAAACUGGAAAAAGCGGACAUACUUGAAAUGGCGGUCAAGCAUUUGCAAAAUAUCCAACGUCAACAGCUCGCCAUCGCAGUCGCCACCGAUCCCACGGUCCUGAGGAAAUUCAAAACCGGCUUCAACGAUUGCGCUCGUGAAAUUGACAAGUUUAUGGACAGAUCGGAGACCACAGACGCGUCGCUCAAGCAGAGAGUAUCGUCUCACCUGCAAAAAUGCAUGAACGGCCUCGAACAAGUGGCUCAGUUCGCGGCUCCCACUCUGGGUAACUUCCCUUUCGGCUCUUCCGGCGGUCUUUUUUCUGGAAAUCAGACGCCAAACGACUCGGCGUCAGACGACCAAAACAACAACCCCAGAAUACAAAUACCGCAGGGCAUACAAUUGAUACCGAGCAGGUUGCCUACCGGCGAGCUCGCACUCCUUGUGCCCAACUCCAGCAACUUGCCUUACUUUCCGAUCCAGCGGCCCAGCGCGUUCGUCACAGUUACCCCCCAACACACUACGGAAUCGCUCAGUCCUCCGGUUAGUCCUCCGGAGGCGAGGAGUCGCUCUCCGAGGGGUUUCCGGCCGGUCAAAUCCGGCCUGCCCAAGCCGAAACCCUCCUACCCCGGCGAAGAUCACCAGGUGCCUCAAAUCUCUUCGACCGUGCCCAGCGAGAAACACCAGUUCGUGCCUCCGAUGGAGGUGAAGACGAUGAAGUUUCCCAUCCACAAGUACCACGAGAGGAAAGUGGAACAGGCGAAGAAAUUUUCGGAACCCCUGUGCAUCAUCACCAAUCAAGCGGAGCGGCACAAGCAGGCCCAACAAAAGGAUGACUCCGCCCAUUUCGAGGAAAACCUGGUACCCGGCGUGCGAGGCGUCAAGAGGAAUUUCUGCGAGGUUCAACAGCAGCAUCAGGGUAUCCUGAGCACCGUUCCACAAGAGGGUUCGACCGGUUUCACCAGGCCCGCAAAGAUCCUCAAGGUAAAUCACCACGUGGUGCCUUCGUCGACGCUCGCUCACCCGUCGACGUCUUUUGCCCCGCCCACCGGUGAUUUUCAACGAGCCGAACAACCCAAGGAACCCAGAGAAUACCGAGCAAGUGCCGCGAAAGACAAUCAGGACGUCAACGAUAUGUGGAGGCCUUGGUGACAUCGUUUUAAGUUUUCGUGCCAUAUUUUAUAGUUAUCAGAUCAAAGAUAUAUUUUUAGGAACAGUUAUUAACCGCGCAUAGGAUACCUUAUAUUUUGCCGCUCAUGUGAAUUUGUGAUCUCCGUCGUUACAUCAAGCUUUAAUUUGUGUUGCGUGACUUUUUGAAUGAAUGGAAUUUUCUCCUUAGGGCCUCAAUAACACCCGUUGCAUCCUUUCCAACUGUUUUUUUUUUGUUUGACCUAAUGAGUUAAUAGGAUUAGUAAAGGCAUUUAUUUUUUAAUUCUUCGUGUUUAACUGCAUCCAGAACCUUGUCAAAAACUCCCAAUUUCAGAUGUAAAACCAAAAAACAAGCGCCUAACCAACGGCCGUAGAAAAUUUUUAAUACUUUAAA
Molecule: messenger RNA, 1867 nt
Organism: Cylas formicarius (sweet potato weevil)
Lineage: Eukaryota; Metazoa; Arthropoda; Insecta; Coleoptera; Brentidae
Product: protein deadpan-like
Exons: 5
Coding region: 148-1476 (442 amino acids)
Biological process (GO): regulation of neurogenesis; anterior/posterior pattern specification; regulation of transcription by RNA polymerase II
Cellular component (GO): nucleus
Molecular function (GO): RNA polymerase II cis-regulatory region sequence-specific DNA binding; protein dimerization activity; DNA-binding transcription factor activity, RNA polymerase II-specific
Source: RefSeq, a predicted model, not a curated record